Mesorhabditis spiculigera is the source of this 672-nucleotide messenger RNA. The record is from the annotation of a GenBank genome assembly. NCBI's taxonomy places the organism in Eukaryota, Metazoa, Nematoda, Chromadorea, Rhabditida, Rhabditidae.
AUGAACCUAAAAUUUUUGAUAUUUGGCUCGCUGAUCGCCAUCAGCGCCUGCUGGACGGAUCCGAGGGAUGCAAACUGGGAGAUCUUGAUCGAUAAACUGCCGAAGGAACUUACAGACGAUAUUCUCGAGGAUCUCGAGUGGUUUUUCCGGUCGCUCGGCUACCUGGAUUGGUUCACGAUCCAGAAUCUAGUCCCGUAUCUGAGCAAAUUGGAGAGUAUCGACGAGAUAAUGUUCAUGCUCGAGCGAGCUACGCCGGCCACACAUCAGAAAUUCCUGAAAUUAUAUAACGACUGGGGCGAGCGGUUCGGGCUGAUGACGGCGCGGGCUCAGGAUUUUGUCAAAGGGGCGCUGAACGUCCUCUCUGGCGUCGAUGACUACCCGGAAGACACUGACGACACCACAUGGGCACGAUGGCUCCAGGGGCAGUUUAAAACAGAGUUGACGCUCGAGGAUCGCGUUUCGGUGGCGGUGAACAUGCCAACGGUGUAUAAAUUGCUGGCAGACCCAAAAUACCUGGAUCGCACGAAUGAGCGGCUGAUUCUGCUCUACGACCUGUACUCGGCGUUCGAGGAGGGCGACGAGGCCGAGGUGGUCUUCUCCUUGAACAGCGACAAGCCGGCAAAGGCUUCCGCCAAACCGGCAGAACGAUUCGAGCCAUUCCAUGAGGAAUUC